Zingiber officinale is the source of this 336-nucleotide messenger RNA. RefSeq lists its product as uncharacterized. Bases 1 to 336 code for a protein of 111 amino acids. NCBI's taxonomy places the organism in Eukaryota, Viridiplantae, Streptophyta, Magnoliopsida, Zingiberales, Zingiberaceae. The transcript is spliced from 4 exons. The record is from RefSeq and is a predicted model, not a curated record. Gene Ontology annotation, cellular component: mitochondrial matrix.
AUGGAUUUUUUUCUUGCUACAAUGAUCGUUAUCAAUGAUUCUUUGGUGGAGGAGAUACCAGGUGGCUUUCCUUUUGAGAUCCAAGAUGAGAAGGGAAUGAACACUGUUACUCUGAAGAGAAACUAUCAUGGAGAGAGAAAACUAUCAUGGCUUGCCUAUGAAGGACCUGAUUUCAGUGAUCUGGAUGAGAAUCUGCAGAAAUCCUUUCACAAGUAUCUAGAGAUAAGAGGAAUUUCCCCUUUGACAACCAAUUUCCUGCAUGAGUACAUGAUAAAUAAAGAUAGUCGUGAGUAUUUGCUGUGGUUGAAGAAUUUGAAGCAGUUUAUCCAAAAGUAG